Molecule: messenger RNA, 8406 nt
Organism: Carassius gibelio (silver crucian carp)
Lineage: Eukaryota; Metazoa; Chordata; Actinopteri; Cypriniformes; Cyprinidae
Exons: 2
Coding region: 406-6588 (2060 amino acids)
Source: RefSeq, a predicted model, not a curated record
GUGUAUGCUAGCAAAUGUGUACAGUUGAACACCCAGCCUUUCAAGUAUACUCCAUUUGAUGUUGAAUGCAAAGAGAGCUUUAUCUGUGUCCAGUUAAGUUAUGGUUGAUCAACUUUUUUUCACUUUUAUAAACCAAAGCUGAGUUACCUCAUACCUUUUUGCUCAGAUUGACAAGCACGCAUGGUAACAAAAAUAGAGUGGUGCAUGUACAGUACGCUUACACUGUUCUGAUGACACAAAUCACAUCACACACACUGCGCGCUGUUGAUUGUGUACAGGUUAAAAUUGAAGCAUACUUUGGCCUUUACAAUGUAUAAAAAUUCUAAUGUAUGUGUAAUGUUUAAUAUUAUUGUAAGUUGCUGAUGUUUUGAUGAUAGUAAUGUGAUUUUAUUUUUUUGUUUUUAGAUGCCUAAGCUGAAGAGAUUUAGAAUGCGGCGUGAGCCAUUCAACAACAAAAGUAAGGCAGAUGUUUCUAAUUCUGUUGCUUGUGUUUGUCCAGACGUGGUGGGCAUUGUAGCAGCCAAUGAGGUUAGACUGAAGUCUGCAGAGGUGACUGAGGAGUUUGUGGGAGUAGCUUGUAGUAUAGUUUCAGUUGUUAAGCACAAGCUACAUAAUGUGUGUACUUGGCGAAAAUCUGACAUUCAGGACAUACGUAGUGAGGGAAGUAAACUGGUCAAUGACAUGACUAGGUGUAAAAAAAAACCUGAGAGUUAUGGAGACUGUCGAUUUUCUCAGUGGUUUGGUGGGCAACAUGACAUUUUCAGUACAACAUGCAAAGUAACAAUAGAACGAUUAAUGAAUGGAGGAAAAAAUGACUUGUAUGAGAAAUUACAGGAGAUUUUGUUUAGUCAUGAAUCUUGUUUGGUCAACAUAAAAGAAGACACGUGUGCUAUUGUCAGACAUAAUGAUUUCUAUGUUGUUGUUGACUGUAAUGUCCGAAACGCAUGUGGUUUGGGAUCAGACAUUGGAACUGCAGUUGUUGUUUUCAACACAAAUUGGCAAGACCUAUUUUUGCACAUUGAUAAUUUAAUGACAAGUCUGAAUGCAGAAAACUUUAGUAUAUGUGGCAUCAAUGUCAACUUAUCAUUAUCAGAAAUGCCACAAGUUGUUUACAAUGAUACUGUUGGAGAAAACAGAGAAUGUACAGCAAAUGAAACUGAAGAAAUGUCAGCAUCUACAUUAAAUCAAAGAGAAGGUGUUAGCAUCCGUGGAUCAUUUCAUCAGGGUGACCGUAAGUUCAAGUGGCCAGGGAAACAGUGUGUUGCGAUUAGUUUGGCUGCUAUAGCGAUGCACAGUGUGCUUAGUGUGUUCUCAUGGCAAAGUAAAGAUCUAGAUAAUGUUGUAAAUACUGGCGAUAGCUUGUAUUCUAGUUUGCGUCAAAGUGGUUUAAUCAGUGAUCCAACAAAGAAAAAGUUGCUGUGUAUUCAAGAUCUUCCUAAAGAGUAUGUGUUUGGUACAACUGCAUUCAAAUUUGAAUAUGCUGAUUUUGUUUCUGGACAUGUAGAUGUGGUUGAUGGAGAUUUUAUUAGAUCUGGUGCAUGUGUGACAUUAGCUGAUGGUUUGCAAACAAUGUUUGAAAAAUAUGACACAUGCUUUUUUACCUUAAAUGGCAGUACUAUUGCCAUUAUUAAAGAAAAUAGUAGGUUUGCUGUGGUUGAUUCUCAUGCACGUAACAGUGCUGGAAUGGUUGAUGGUAAUGGAUUUAGUGUGGUUGUAUAUUAUAAUUCGCUAAAUUGUGUUUUGAAGCACAUUGAAAAUUUGUCUGCAUUUACUCGAAGAAACCUGAAGAUUUUUGAAAUAAGUGGGGUCUGUGUCCUACUUAAAAGCCAAGACAAAUCUGAUAGUCAUACAGAAAGCAUAAAUGAUGAAAGUGAAAAAAUUACCUGCAAGGGUAAAAAAAGAAUGCAUGAUUGUAUAAAUGUGAAUGUGGAAGAAGAAAAAGAAAUUUUGGUUACUAAACCGAAGAGAUUUAAAAUACAGAGUGAGCCAUUCAACAACAAAAGUAAGGCAGAUGUUUCUAAUUCUGUUGCUUGUGCUUGUCCAGACGUGGUGGGCAUUGUAGCAGCCAAUGAGGUUAGACUGAAGUCUGCAGAGGUGACUGAGGAGUUUGUGGGAGUAGCUUGUAGUAUAGUUUCAGUUGUUAAGCACAAGCUACAUAAUGUGUGUACUUGGCGAAAAUCUGACAUUCAGGACAUACGUAGUGAGGGAAGUAAACUGGUCAAUGACAUGACUAGGUGUAAAAAAAACACUGAGAGUUAUGGAGACUGUCGAUUUUCUCAGUGGUUUGGUGGGCAACAUGACAUUUUCAGUAAAACAUGCAAAGUAACAAUAGAACGAUUAAUGAAUGGAGGAAAAAAUGACUUGUAUGAGAAAUUACAGGAGAUUUUGUUUAGUCAUGAAUCUUGUUUGGUCAACAUAAAAGGAGACACGUGUGCUAUUGUCAGACAUAAUGAUUUCUAUGUUGUUGUUGACUGUAAUGUCCGAAACGCAUGUGGUUUGGGAUCAGACAUUGGAACUGCAGUUGUUGUUUUCAACACAAAUUGGCAUGACCUAUUUUUGCACAUUGAUAAUUUAAUGACAAGUCUGAAUGCAGAAAACUUUAGUAUAUGUGGCAUUAAUGUCAAAUUUACGUCAUCAGAUACACCACGAUUAGUUUACAAUGAUACUGUUGGAGAAAAGAGUGUAUGUACACCAAAUGAGACAGAAGAGAUCUCAGCUUCUACAAUAAAGCAAAGAGAAAGUGUUAGUAGCAUUCUUGGAUCAUUUCAUCAGGGUGACCGUAAGUUCAAGUGGCCAGGGAAACAGUGUGUUGCGAUUAGUUUGGCUGCUAUAGCGAUGCACAGUGUACAUAGUGUGUUCUCAUGGCAAAGUAAAGAUCUAGAUAAUGUUGUAAAUACUGGCGAUAGCUUGUAUUCUAGUUUGCGUCAAAGUGGUUUAAUCAGUGAUCCAACAAAGAAAAACUUGCUGUGUAUACAAGAUCUUCCUAAAGAGUAUGUUUUUGGUACAAAUGCAUUCAAAUUUGAAUAUGCUGAUUUUGUUUCUGGACAUGUAGAUGUGGUUGAUGGAGAUUUUAUUAGAUCUGGUGCAUGUGUGACAUUAGCUGAUGGUUUGCAAACAAUGUUUGAAAAAUAUGACACAUGCUUUUUUACCUUAAAUGGCAGUACUUUUGCCAUCAUUAAGGGAAAUUGUAAAUUUGCUGUGGUUGAUUCUCAUGCACGUAACAGUGCUGGGAUGGUUGAUGGUAAUGGAUUUAGUGUGGCUGUAUAUUACAAUUCACUUAGUUGUGUUUUGAAGCACAUUGAAAAUUUGUCUGUAUUCACUAGAAGAAACCAAAACAUUUUUGAAAUAAGUGGGGUCUGUGUCCUACUUAAAAGCCAAGAAAACUCUGCUAGUCACACAGAAAACAUAAAUGACGAAAGUGAAAAAACGACCCGCAGGGGUAAAAAAAGAAUGCAUGAUUGUAUAAAUGUGAAUGUGGAAGAAGAGAAAGAAACUGUGGUUACUAAGAAGCCAAAACAAUCAAUAAAGGAGAGCGCUAAAGUACUUGAAACAAUUUCCAAAAUUGAUGCAAAUUCAGAUGAUGUAGUUUGUUUGGGCAAUGAGACAAAUAGGAUUUUUAAUUUCAAUCCACUCUGUACUGAAGUAAAGCAAAAAUUAAGUAGUAAACUAAAUAUAGAGUUUAAUAGUGAAAAUUUAGGUUUUCCAAGAAACAACAGAAAAAUUGGCCAUCCUUGUAAAACAGUUAGUAUUGUAGGUGAUGGAAGUUGUUUUUUUAGGGCAGUGGCACAAGUAAUAUGUGGUACGCAAAAACCUCAUCGGGCAGUUAGACUUGCAGUUGUGAAACAUAUGGAAUUGCACAGUGUGCAAUAUAAGAAUCUUUUAAGAUGUCAGUAUGUAUCUAUGGAAGAUUAUUUAUCUAAAUCCAAAAUGAGGUUUGUAGGAUCAUGGGCCACAGAAUUGGAGAUUCAAGCGAUGGCUAAUUAUUUGGGAGUGGAUAUUUAUACAUAUCAUAAUGAAAAAUGGUUACAGUACAGUUGUAUGCAUGAAAGAACGUGCAAUCAAGGUAUAUAUCUACAGCACUGUAAUGAGAAUCAUUAUGAAGUUGUUAUUUGUGUGAAACAACCUAAUAGCCAGAUGUGUUAUAUGCUGUGCCAGAAUGAAGAAAGUGAUGUUGGAAAACACAUUUGUACCAGACAGCGAGUAAAAAUUCAAAGUGAAAUUUCUGUGAAUCAUAAGGAACAAAAUCCUGUUACUGGAGAUAUAAAGAAUGAUGCAUCUGCUAAUAAGAGGAAAUACUUGAAAAGGUAUUUUUCAUUAAAAAGAGUAAAGAACAAAAUUAAAGGCCAAAUUAAGCAACCUGUUUUGGAGAAGUAUCAUUGCAAUGCAGAGUUUCAGAAUCAUAUGAAAAAUCUCAAUAGGAAAAGAUAUCACAGCAAUCCUUUAUAUAAAGAGUCAUUAAAACAGGCAAGUAAGAUCAAAUAUGCUGAAAACCAGCAACAUAAGUGUAAAGUCAAUGAGUACAAUCGAGUGAAGUAUAAAAAGAAUGAGCAAUAUAAAAUGAGAGUGAGGAAAUAUAGUAGGAUAAAAUACCAGAACAAUGUUCAAUUUAAAAACAGAGUGAAAACAUUCAGUAAGGUGAAAUAUCAUGUCAAUGAUGAAUUUAAAAACAGAGUGAAAACAUUCAGUAAGGUGAAAUAUCAUGUCAAUGAUGAAUUUAAAAACAGAGUGAAAACAUUCAGUAAGGUGAAAUAUCAUGUCAAUGAUGAAUUUAAAAACAGAGUGAAGACAUUCAGUAGGGUGAAAUAUCAUGUCAAUGAGGGAUUUAAAAAUAGAAUGAAAACAUUCAGUAGGGUGAAAUACCAUGGCAAUGACCAGCAUAGAAACACUGUCAAGCAGCGCAGUAACGUAAAAUAUCGUAAUAGUGCAUCACAUAAAGAAAAUGUAAAAAGAAUUAACAAGAUGAAAAGAGAACAAUUAAGACAAAAUCAGAAGAUUUGUGAUUUUGUCAAAAAGACGUUUCUAGAUAAAGUUAGUUCUGGGCCAGAAUUUGUUUGUUGUGUUUGCCACCGGCUGUUAUUUAAACAGCAAGUAUUAUGCUGUAAAACAGAAAAUUAUAACACAAAUUCAGCAGUGUCACAGAUGGCAAAAAAAUGUAUUACAAAACAUUUUUUGCAUAAGUGUGGUGAAAAUUGUGUUAUUCCCUGUGAACUGGCAGAUUCAUGUAAAGGCAAGCUUUGGAUUUGCUUCACUUGUCAUACUAAAGUAAAAAAAGGAGAAAUGCCAGCUGAAAGUGCAGUUAACAAUUUAGAAUUGAAACCUAUACCUGAAGAACUAAGUUGUCUCAAUAAUUUAGAGCAACAUUUGAUAGCUUUGCAUAUCCCAUUCAUGAAAAUGUUAGCUUUACCAAAAGGUGGGCAAAAUGGAGUGCACGGUCCUAUUAGUUGCGUGGCAGCUGAUAUUAAACAAACAACAAAUGUUUUGCCUAGAACAGAAAAUGAAGGGUCUUUAAUUUGUGUAAAGUUAAAGCGGAAGUUGACAUAUAAAGGUCAUUAUAAGUAUCAGUAUGUGGACACAACAAAUAUUAAACAGGCACUCAGUUGCUUAAAAAAAAUCAACAAAUACUAUACAGAUAUUGUUUUUAAUGAUAAUUGGUUAAAUGAGUUUAUUAGACAAGAUGAUGAUGACGAUACAAACAACAUGGAGGAGACUGAACUGGAAAACACAAAUGUUGAUGAGGAGUUACACGAUAGGCAACAGCACUGUGUGUUUAUGGACACUUGUUUGCAACCUGUAGAUAUUGGACAAGAAGUACUUGAUCAGUAUUUUGAUGGAAUCUUGAGCCUGGCUCCUGCCGAAGGGAAUAAUCCAGUGAAAAUGCUUGCAGAUGAGACAAAUGAAGCUAAAUGUUUUCCUGUUUUGUUUCCUAAUGGUACUUCAACUUUUUGUGAUAAAAGGGCACAGAGAUUAACAUUGUCUCGAUAUUUUAAUAAUCGAAUUUUGCAUGCAGAUGGUAGAUUUGCACAAAAUAUUGAAUACAUUUUUUAUGCACAGUAUCUAUCAGAAAUACAACAGGUACUGUCUAAUGUAUCUAUUGCUUUAAGAAAAGGCCAUGGAUGUAGUAAGUCCAUACCAAGUGAAAUGUUCAAAGAUACUGAGUCCUUGAGGCAAGUGCUUAAUUAUGAUGAAGGCUAUAGAUUUUUGAAGCCCAUCCGUGGCACUCCGGCAUUUUGGCAAGGUGUGCAAAAAGAUUUGUUUGCCAUGGUCAGACAACUUGGCAUUCCCACCUGGUUUUGCUCCUUCUCAUCUGCUGAUAUGAGAUGGACAAAUCUAAUGUCAAGUAUUUUAAAACAUGAAGGAAGAAAAACAGCAUUAGAACAAUUACAAUGGGAUGAAAAAUGUGAACUUUUGCGUCGUAAUCCUGUAACAGCAGCUCGCAUGUUUGAUUUUAGGUGGCAUUGUUUUUUAAAAGAGAUGCUUAUGUCUCCUGUUCAGCCCAUAGGGGAAAUUGUGGACUACUUUUAUAGGGUGGAAUUUCAACAACGUGGUUCUCCCCAUGUCCAUUGCUUGUUCUGGAUAAAAAAUGCUUAACUUAAGUUCUGGUUGUUUGGUGAAAGAAGAUGCUUUGUUUUGUCCAUUGUAUUAUAAAUGUCCACAUUACCGAAUGAGAACAUUAUUGGGUUGCCAUUUAAUUCGUAUGUGCUCCUCUUUAUCAGUUAAAUUAAGUUCUGGUUGCUUGGUGAAAGAAAAAAGGAACAUGAUGAAAGAGCUUAUCUCUUAUCUUCUGUAUCCUUGGUAAGCCAGUAUCAGAACUUUGUUGUAUUUAGGUGUCCAUAUUACUGUAUGAAAACAUUACUAGUAUAAGAAUCCCAUAAAAAAAAGAAGAAAAAAAAAAAGAAAAGAAAAUUGGUGUUUUUGUCCUCUGUAUUAUAAAUGUCCACAUUAAAGCAUGAGAACAUUACUGGGUUGCUAUUUCAUUCUUAUGUGUUCCUCUUUAUCGAUUAACUUAAGUUCUGGUUGUCUGGUGAAAGAAAAAAGGAACAUGAUGAAAGAGCUUAUCUCUUAUCUUCUGUAUCCUUGGUAAGCCAGUAUCAGGACUUUGUUGUAUUUUAAGUGACCACAUUACUGUAUGAAAACAUUACUAGUAUAAGAAUCCCACUCCAAAAAAAAAAAAAAAAAAAACAUAAAAAAAACAAGUGCUUUGUUUUGUCCAUUGUAUUAUAAAUGUCCACAUUACCGGAUGAGAACAUUACUGGGUUGCUAUUUCAUUCUUAUGUGUUCCUCUUUAUUGAUUAACUUAAGUUCUGGUUGUCUGGUGAAAGAAAAAAGGAACAUGAUGAAAGAGCUUCUCUCUUAUCUUCUGUAUCCUUGGUAAGCCAGUAUCAGAACUUUGUUGUAUUUUAAGUGACCACAUUACUGUAUGAAAACAUUACUAGUAUAAGAAUCCCACUCCAAAAAAAAAAAAAAAACUUAAAAAAAAACAGUGCUUUGUUUUGUCCAUUGUAUUAUAAAUGUCCACAUUACCGGAUGAGAACAUUAUUGGGUUGCCAUUUAAUUCUUAUGUGCUCCUCUUUAUCGAUUAACUUAAGUUCUGGUUGUUUGGUGAAAGAAGAUGCUUUGUUUUGUCCAUUGUAUUAUAAAUGUCCACAUUACCGAAUGAGAACAUUAUUGGGUUGCCAUUUAAUUCGUAUGUGCUCCUCUUUAUCAGUUAAAUUAAGUUCUGGUUGCUUGGUGAAAGAAAAAAGGAACAUGAUGAAAGAGCUUAUCUCUUAUCUUCUGUAUCCUUGGUAAGCCAGUAUCAGAACUUUGUUGUAUUUAGGUGUCCAUAUUACUGUAUGAAAACAUUACUAGUAUAAGAAUCCCACUCCAGAAAAAUAAAAAAUAAUAAAAAAAUGUGUAAUCAUGUUAAAUCAACAACAAAAAAGGUUUUAUUUUUCUUGCAUUGCAACAGCAUAUGUUAAAGUGUAAAUACACAUAUGUAAAAUAUAAAAUAAGUAACACUUGGUAAGCAGCAAUUGCAGGUGUAAAUAGUUUAAUAUAUUGUAUCAAACCAACUUUUUAUAAUUAAACAUAAAUGCAUUUGAAUAAAGUCAUUAUUGUAAAAAGGUAAUAUGGUUAUUGUGAUUCUUAAUUCUAAAAGGCUGUAAUUAAAUUCAUAUUAAUGCAAAUGUACAUUUAGCUUGCCAGCCCCGUCUGAUGUUGGUUUGGUCCACAAAUGCUUGCAGUUGCAUAUUUAUUUAUUUAUGGAAGAAGGGGAAUAAAAUCCUUAAUAAAAUCCUUAGCUUUGUGUCUAUAAAGGGUUAUAUAGCAGUAUAUCUAAUAGCUAUGUAAAAAAAAACAAAAAACAUUUUAAAUGAACAUGCUGUUGCUAAUGCAAGUUUUUGCUUUCCCUUUAAUCUAAAUAAUAAC